AUGAGGCAGCAAGAGACUCUUCAGAUGAUGAGGGAGGAUGUCGUGGCUCGGGAGAGGCGUCUGGCAGAUCACAAAGCAUCUUUGGAUGCCAGAGAGCAAGAGAUCUCCCUUCGGGAGGAGAAUCUUGAAGCCACCCUCCACGCCAAGGACCAGAGUUUCGGGACCUUGGUGCAGCAGCGCACCAAAGAACUGAAGGAUGAGCAUGGGGCUGCUCUAGACACCCUCUCUACUGAUCAUGCUGGCCAAUUGAAGAAGAUUGUUGACGAUCUGGAUGCCGCAUCCUCUGCCAAAGCUAAGCUCAAGCGGCAGGUGGCCAAACUGAACGAAGACCUUGCCAUGAGUGCCAUGGAAGUGGAGAAACUCAAAGAAGAGGCAUGGAAAGCAGAGCUCCAUCUGGCUGAUGUGCAGUCGCAUCUCUCCUCCAAGACCCAAAGCCUUGAAGCCGCCAACAACAACAUUUCUGAUAUGACGGCAAGUAUUGGCUCGUUGGAGCAGACGGCAGAGUCCCUUGAGUCCCGGCAGCAGCUGUUAUCUAAAGUGUUGGAAAACGCCAAGCGCCUCCGGCAAUAUGCAGAAGAUAGGUUGAAGAAUCGGGUCGACAUGAUCAACCUCUGGAUCAAGAGCCUGGUUGAUGUUGCCGAACGGCUUGGUGCCCAAGAUGCGGUGAUGGGUAUGGAUGGCCUAGUCUACUCAGCCAGCGAGCAGGAGGUCCCGAGUGUCAUGCUGGGGAUCUUCUUCAACGAGUUGAUCGAGAAUCUGAAGAUGCAUGAAGAGGGGAGGGGCGAGCGCUUUGUGACUGAAUCGCGGAGGCUUGCUCGCAACGCCCUCUUCAUGGUCUUGAGCAACAUCGCCUGCCGCCACCCCGAGCUCGAUCUUGACGAUGGCUUCAGGAAGCUACUAGUGGGUGCCGACGUUGCUGCCACUGAGCAUAAGGUCGAUCCCUGUGCUGACAGGGUUCUCCGUGUCUAA
Messenger RNA from Aegilops tauschii subsp. strangulata, 969 nucleotides. The record is from RefSeq and is a predicted model, not a curated record. NCBI's taxonomy places the organism in Eukaryota, Viridiplantae, Streptophyta, Magnoliopsida, Poales, Poaceae.